Schizophyllum commune H4-8 is the source of this 1572-nucleotide messenger RNA. RefSeq lists its product as uncharacterized. The transcript has 9 exons. The record is from RefSeq and is a predicted model, not a curated record. Lineage: Eukaryota; Fungi; Basidiomycota; Agaricomycetes; Agaricales; Schizophyllaceae. The coding region runs from base 1 to 1572 and encodes 523 amino acids.
AUGCAUGCCUCCCAUGUAUACGCGCAGAAUCUCCUACUCGCCCGCGAAGGCUAUCCUCUCUAUGCUCCGGAGCCGCUCUCAAACCUUCCGGACGACUAUAGGGCUAGAGGGGCCGAGAUCGGCGACGUCGGCGUGAUCACCAAGGAGGGGGCGUUCAAGCCGCUGCUGAAUAUCUGCGCCCCGCCAGACGCCGCGAUCAAUGCAUUCAAAGGCGUCCCUCCCGACUUCGAGCACAUUGGCCCCGUCGCGAAGGACUCCCUGGAUGCGUAUUAUGACCGGUCAGGCUCUUUCGUUCACAGUGCGAACAUCCGAUCGUACACGUUUGCCGGCGGGGGCGCGGCGCUCGCUCUCCCGCAAGGAGGCUCCCGCACCGAUGCCGAGAGGCUGGGUGACUUCGAGAAACAAAUCGAACGGCACGGUCUGUCCUGGUACGAACACGCCAUCUCCAAACGCGGCUGGAAAAUACAGAACGGAGAGCUGUAUCUGCUCACUGGCGUUGACAAGACGUCGCAUUGGGGUGCGCUGGCAUUCCAACACACGGGCGGCUCUCACGAAGUGUCCUUCGAGCUCACUGCCGUAGCCCAGACCGCUGUCGCGCUGUCCUAUACGUACCAGUGGCGGCAUCUGGCAGGCCAGGCUGCUCGCAAGGGACCUGACGUGGCAGCCGCCCUUAUCAUCAAUGGUGCAUCGGCCGAGAAUCAAUGCGUCUUCCUGCGAGGUUACAAACUCAUGGUUCGCGAGGAGAUCUGGACGCGCCUGACAGGUAUCUCGGUCAAGACAAUCGAUUUUACCGAGCCCACGCGCGUCAAAAACCCGGACUCAGUGAUGCAGUCAAAGCCUUUUCGACGCACGUUUGCUCCUGGGUCCCAUGCUAGCGAAGACAGCAUGGGUGAUGCCGCCGAAGGUCUUUCGAAAGCAGAAGCAGACAUCACGUUCGACCCUACUGACCCACAAGAACAACUGUAUCAUCCAUGUGAUGCCCUCAACAGACUGAUCUUGCGCCACACAGGAUGCAAGCUCGCUUUCAGCCAUGAUCAUCUUUGGACGCGCAGUGUUAAUGCCAGAAACACGGCGAGGAAGCCCUGUCUCCUUCAGGUUAACGUCGGCUCUGAUUCGUCUACCCUGAAAUUUCGUGAAGAAGGGGUUAUCGCGAUGUCAAUGUGGGAUGUUUCCGACCUAGAACGGAAGAUCUGGCCUCGAGGACUGAGAAUGGGAACAGAGAUCAAGCUGGAACCGUCACCCACUGCCAACAUCGCCAGCGCCAGCACAAUGCCUCGGCGAGACAGCUCGAACAGGACAGUACAGCCAAGACCAGUCCGAACACGCCUUGUAUCCCUGGAUCCUCAAAAUGCCAGAACCCGCCUUCGCAGUCGUGUCAAUAGCCAUGGAUGGGCGCCGCCGGAAUUCGACUUUGCCGGUCCCUUCACAAUGGGAGGUAGAACCAAACAAUGGCUGUGCAUCGUCAGGAUGAAUGGCGCCGAAUGGGGUCGCGCAUACGGUCCCACGAAGCAGGCCGCCGGCGAGGCUGCUGCAGACAACGCCUACAACGCCUUAAUUCAGCAGGGUUAUUGA